CUGGAAUCUGGUGGAACAUGACCUGGAGCAAAGACUUGGGUGUCUUCUGACAGAUGAUGAUGGAAAUUUGGAGACUUCUGGCUAUAAUCGGCACCAUGAGCGUCCUCGUAUGCAGUGCUCAAGGAAGGUCUUUUACUCUUGAUAAGGAACAUUGGAUUUCCAAGAACUGGGAGGACAAACCUUUGGUGGACACGCUAGCGAGCGAAGUGGCCAGUCUGAUCAAGAGAUCCAAAGCGCACCAGUUCUACGGUCUAAUGGGAAAACGUACUGAUAUUCCUCAGCGAAUGAGACUGGGACAGAAAAGAAAUAAAGGAGAGAAGUUUGUUGGACUCAUGGGUAGAUCGUUAAGAGAAGAUACCUUCAUGAGAACAAUCCCAGCUGAGACGAGGACAGAUACACAAUCGGACAAGCAACCAGAUCUGCACAAGGAAUGGGACGACCCUCGAGAUUACGCCGCCGUGUGAACGUUUUCACAUGAACGUUGAAAAGGCGUUGUUUUACGUGAAAAAAUUAAACCUGGAGAAGUGAAAUAAAUGAUUAUUUCGUGUUGCAC
Molecule: messenger RNA, 553 nt
Organism: Tachysurus vachellii
Lineage: Eukaryota; Metazoa; Chordata; Actinopteri; Siluriformes; Bagridae
Product: protachykinin
Exons: 7
Coding region: 54-464 (136 amino acids)
Source: RefSeq, a predicted model, not a curated record